This is a messenger RNA of Tripterygium wilfordii, 1029 nucleotides long. Its product is annotated as protein C2-DOMAIN ABA-RELATED 3-like. Bases 122 to 619 code for a protein of 165 amino acids. The record is from RefSeq and is a predicted model, not a curated record. The transcript has 3 exons. NCBI's taxonomy places the organism in Eukaryota, Viridiplantae, Streptophyta, Magnoliopsida, Celastrales, Celastraceae.
UGUAUAUAUAUAUUCACCCUCCAAUGCCAACUACACUCAGGGGCUCAGUAAUCAAAGCAGAGGACCGUAGCAAGUCAACUUCUCUCUCUGUUGUGUUUUUCUUUCUUAUCAACUAAAAAUCAUGGAGAAUCUGAUGGGUCUUCUCAGAAUUCAUGUCCAAAGAGGAGUAAAUCUUGCUGUUAGAGAUGUAACCACCAGUGACCCUUACGCUGUGAUCAAGAUGGGCAGACAGAAACUGAAAACUCGUGUGGUGAAGAAGAAUAUCAAUCCUGAGUGGAAUGAGGACUUGACUCUGUCUAUUUCAGACCCAAAUCUUCCAAUCAGUAUUGCAGUUUAUGACCACGACACAUUCAGCUUAGAUGACAAAAUGGGCGAUGCGGAGUUUGAUAUUCGUCCAUUUCUUGAAGCUAUGAGGAUGGGGUUGGCAGGGCUUCCCAAUGGAACCAUAAUCACAAAAAUCCAGCCAUGCAGGGAAAACUGCCUCGCCGAAGAGAGCUGCAUUAUUUGGAGUAAUGGCAAAGUGGUUCAGAAUCUGUUUCUUAGACUGAGAAAUGUGGAGCGUGGCGAAUUGGAACUGCAAUUACAAUGGAUUGAUAUUCCUGGUUCGAGAGGUUUGUAGACACGGAACAAUUGUAUCUGCUUCUUGAUCUGCAUAAUGUACACGCCUGGUCCAGAGCAUCUGAAGGUUGUGUCAAAUAGUUUUCUGUUGUGUUUGUUUUUGAAAUUUGUGGGAACAUAUGCAUAUUAUCAGGUUUCUUUUAAGGAACUGCUACGUAUCCUAUGUAUUACUUUGAAAUGUACUCUCUUUAUCCUCUAAACCAUAUCAAUGGUGACUAGUCUGCAGAUCAGGUCGCAGCACAUUUCAUGAAGAAAUAUGAUCUUGUGGCAUAAAUGGCACAAUGGCAUCGUAUUUACAACUCUAUGCGUUAGUAGGAAUAAGAAGUCAUGAAUUCGGAUUUGUGUGAAAACAAGUUGCUUUGUAAUUCUGAUGUCUAGAGUCUCAAUUUCGUUUUUUUUUUUUUUUAUGUU